AUGGGAUCAAACAAUCCUCAUUGGUUGUUCAACAAUGAAUGCCACAUUGAGAGACUAUCAACAGAGUUGGAGGCAAUCGAUGAUCCUUCAAAGAGAUUGAUUGAAUCACUCAACACAUUCAAUGCUCUCAGGACAGAGUGUUAUGACAUGACCAACAAGCUAUCAGAUUGUCACAAAGCAUUUGGUGAUGUAGUUGGCACAUCGAAAUCAUUCGAUUGGUACAUCAAAGAUAACUCAAACAUCAAGAUUGUAUUGGCUGGUCCAACUCACUCUGGAAAGUCAACAUUGAUCAACACAUUACUGUCAUGUCAACUGAUGCCAUCAAGUGGCGGUCACACAUCAGGAAGGAUAUGCAUUCUGGCUCACUCGACAACGAUCAGAAUCAAGUUCUUCAAAGUGAUACCACACCAAGAUCAGGAUCAUCCCAGCAGGUUAGAGUGUAUCGAUGAUGAGACCAUCACAAUCGAGAAUCAAAGACAACUACAGACCACAUUGAAACAACAUCUAUCAAGACCAGCAGGUAUCGACAAUGAAGCAGACCCAUUGACAUUCAAAGAAUGGGCCAGCAAGAUUGUGAGAGUCGAGUUCCCAUCACCAUUGCUCCGGACUGGAUUGGAGAUCAUCGAUGUUCCAGGCUUCAGCAUCUCUGAUCAUGCAUCAUUGUUCAGCAUCCGCAAGCAGUUCUUCAAUGUCUACCAACCCACAGGCAUCAUGUUUUGUUACUCCAACACGGCGUUCUCUGAUGGUGAAGUGUUGGCCAUGCCUGAUCUCAUUCACUCAUUACCGAGCGAUCACAAUGAUUCAAUGCUCUUUGUCAACACCAAGAGGUCCAAGAGUGAGGUGGCACUCAACAACAACAUUGAUCAAGGUGAUGAGAUCCCACUCGAGUUGAUCAACUCCUACACAGACAUCUGCUUCUCAAAAGUUGAGAAAUCGAUUCCCAAUGCAUCCAAGAGACGAUUCUCAAUUGUCAAUGCACUGGAUUUCAUCAAACAACCCAAGUCUGUUGGAACGAGAUAUAUGUUCAAUCAAUUCAUCGACCAACUGAUCAAGUGGAUUGCAAAGAUAUUCCAACAACAAGGUCACACAUUACUAAGGAUGAUCGAACUCGAAUGCAAAUCAAUGUGGAAAGUUGGAGAUUCAUUGAAAUUCAAACUUGGCCAUGACUGUGACAUUGACACUCUAAAGAGGGACACAUUUGAUGUGCUGAACCAAUAUGCAAACGACGUUUCAGUCUCAGUUAAUAGGAUAGUUGACACGAUCCCUGUUCGUUUCAUGGAGGUGUUGGGUCUGAAGUCCACCAAGAAUUCAUCAUCGAGAAGGUUAUCGAUCAGCUAG
Messenger RNA from Acytostelium subglobosum LB1, 1338 nucleotides. RefSeq lists its product as hypothetical. NCBI's taxonomy places the organism in Eukaryota, Evosea, Eumycetozoa, Acytosteliales, Acytosteliaceae. The record is from RefSeq and is a predicted model, not a curated record. The transcript has 3 exons. The coding region runs from base 1 to 1338 and encodes 445 amino acids.